Molecule: messenger RNA, 4657 nt
Organism: Girardinichthys multiradiatus
Lineage: Eukaryota; Metazoa; Chordata; Actinopteri; Cyprinodontiformes; Goodeidae
Product: prostaglandin D2 receptor 2-like
Exons: 4
Coding region: 669-1805 (378 amino acids)
Biological process (GO): inflammatory response; positive regulation of cytosolic calcium ion concentration; complement receptor mediated signaling pathway
Cellular component (GO): plasma membrane
Molecular function (GO): complement receptor activity; G protein-coupled receptor activity
Source: RefSeq, a predicted model, not a curated record
UUGUUCCCUGUGUGUAGUUCAGUCUAUGUUCCUUCCUACAGCUGGGCUCAACACUGGAUUCUGGGUUUCCGGACUGAGAGACCACAGUCAUUCCACAUUGGGAAAACCAUCUCCAACUCCCAACACACUGAUAACUGGGACACCUCAAGGUCGUGUGCUCAGCCCAUCACUUUUCACACAGUAGUGCAUUCACACAUAAAACCUAAUGAUUUAUUUUAUGGAUGAUACCACAGUAGCAGGACUCGUUUAUUGGAUUGGCGAAUCAAUGUACAGGGAGGAGGUCCAACAGCAAGAUUAUUUCACAAUAAUGGUUUGAAGAUCCAAUUGUCUCAUGUUUUUAUUUAACGGUCUCAUUUUCUUGUACACUAUAAGUAAAAAAAAUCUUUAAUAUGUAAAUGAAAAAUGCCUUUUUUCCAAACCGUCAACUAAGCAGAAAAAACUUUUUUAUUUGUUGGUCGAUCCUCAAGUUUUGAGCGGAAACGCCCGUUUUCGCAUGAACGCGAACCGAGCCUGCAGCGGAAAACCGGAAUCCACCCGGGACCAUCACAGACGUUCACGUUUGUAUCAGCCAGUUCUUCAAACAGGCCUCCAUCGGCCCAACCCAGAGGAGCAUUUCUGAGACGACGCAGUUCAUUUUUAGUAUAUUUCUCCGGUAACCUCCUUCCAAGAUGAGCCUGGACUGUCGUGCUCCCAACUUCUCCAUGAUAAUAAACCAAACAUUUGUUGCUGACAAGCUGAGCUCACUUAACAUUUUUAACAUCUCCCUCCUUGGAAUCGUGUCUACUAUCGGGAUCAUAGAAAACCUUCUCAUCCUGGGAGUAGUAGGCUUCCGUGUCAAUCGCUCUAUCAUCAGCAUCUGGAUCCUGAACCUGGCAGCGUCGGACCUGCUGGCCACAUCCACCCUGCCCUUCUUCACCCUCUACUUAGCCCGUGGAGGCACCUGGAUAUUGGGCUCGACUUUCUGCCGCAUCUAUUCCUCCAUCUUUUUCCUCAACAUGUUUGUCAGUGCCUUUCUGCUGGCGGCCAUUUCCCUGGACCGCUGCCUGGUGGUGGUGCAACCCGUCUUGGCUCAGAACUACCGAAGCUUACAGUUGGUGGGCAAGAUUUGUGUUGGGAUUUGGGCCUUUGCUGUGAUCUGCACUAUCCCCUUUUUCAUGUUCCGUGAUGCCAUCCCCCUUAGUGACGGCAAAUUUCUGUGCUACUACCAUUACUCCUUGUAUCUCCCAAGCAAGCCCUUUGACCUGAAAGCUCUAUGUAGGCAACGCAAAGAGGGUUUGGCUUUUAUGAAGCUCUUUUUUGCUUUUCUUAUUCCUCUUAUAAUCAUCAUUCUCAGCUAUGUGGCUGUGAAUGCCAGCUUAGCACGCAGAGGCUGUCGGAGACCUUUUCGUUUUGUUCGACUCGUGAUAGCUGUGGUGGUGACCUUUGUCCUCUGCUGGUCUCCAUACCACCUCUUUAUCAUCAUAGAGGUGAUGGCUUCCAGCGGGAGUCCUGCUCAGAAGGUUGCAACCAAAGCCCUUCCAAUUUCAACAGCGAUUGGCUUCCUCAAUAGCGUCCUCAACCCCAUCCUGUACGUCUUCAGCUGCCCCGACCUGUGCCGUAAAAUCAGACAUUCACUCGGGGCGGUUAUGGAGAGCGUCCUGGCUGAAGAUCUGGCUGAAUUCUCUCGGCGUCGCAGCACCGCUCGCAGCUCCAUCAGCAACUCAGAGUAUGCCAUGAAGAAUAAAUUUUCAACUAAAAUGUUCAGUCUGAAACCAGAGGAUUCGAAACUGGUUGACUCAACUGAGACCUGCAUUAUGACUUCUUAAAGACUUCUUAAAGAUAAAAAGAAGGCUUUGAUUUUAGUUCAGCGAGAAAAGCCACUGAGGUCUAUACAACAUACUGUAAAAUAAGUUUCAUUUUUCAAUUAGCUUUUAAACCUAUUGAUUUUUGCUUCAUCAUUGCCCUUUUCGAUCUGUAAAUCUUUCUGCCAUUAGGAUACUUGUGUUUCAUGGUGCCUCUUGCUGGAUUGAAUGAAGGUCAAACUCACUGGGAAGAACAACAAUUCAGAACUAAGGUUUCAAUUCUAGGUUUCAGGUUUGUUUAUUGUUCAUCUCAGCACCUAUUUCAGAAAAAAACAGUAAAGUACAAAAGACUUAAGUCACCCCUUUCUGUCAUUAAAGAUUUCUGAAGGUCUUUCAAAGUCUUUAUCCUUUUGGCUUUGCAUCGGGAGCGUUCCAGGGAGGACUGUAGGUUGGUGUUUUCUCAUUUACAUCAGCAAUCUGUUUCUUGGUUGUGCUGGUUAGCUGUCUGUCCGUCUUAUCAAUGUUUAGGGUCAUCAGUAGGGUCGUUUCAUGUCAGCACCCAGCAUUAACCUCCACAUUCACUUCAAGCCUAUGAAUUUUCAUUUGCAUCGGUGCUUUUUUCCUGGAGAAGUUUUUUGUAUCUUUUUUGUAGUUUUGACUGAGAUAAGAAGUAAAGAGUAAAAGAAUCCAAGCUAACAAAGCAAGUGGAGAAAGGAUACUGUUGACCAUAACAGUUUACUGAAUUGGCAGAAGAUUCUGGCUCUGAAAGAUAUCAGGACUGACAGGUUCUCCUCUGGUGCGUUCGGGCUGACUGCGAAUGAUGUGACAGGAGGGAGUGAUUUACAUGUUAACCCUAUGUAGAGGCGCGUUCAGUACCGAAGUGAUGCCAAGGACAUGAUUCAAGUUUCGCAAUUAGGGCGAAUAAAGCAAACGUGAAAGCAAAGUGAAACCCGCGAUGUACGCGAAGCAAAUUUCGAUGGAGUUGAAAAAUCUGAACUUUUCUGUCAAUUCGUGUUGCGUCUAUAGCCCUCUUUUCCGCACAAAAGUUGCCAUACAAGUAUAAAACUCACAGCAGUUGCUCAGGGUAUAUCUAUGUUCAUCAAGGAAAUUAUAUUUUAUUCAUAAGUAUUUAAUUUUCAGAUGCAUAUCUCAAGCUCCUCCUAUUUGAUGACGGGGUGGAGCGUUGUUGUCCGUUGGCCACGCUAAUUGGUGGCAAAAUGUCAGGCGAGCGACAGCACGCGAAUGAGGUGAAAAAUUGGCUGGAAUCGUGGUCGGUCUGAACGCACCAUUGGUCUGCCUCUCUAACCACUGGGGUUCCACAAGGUUCAGUUUUGGGUCUAUUAUGAUUUUCCUUUUAUAUCCGUGAGCUCACCAUUCAGUCUUUCUCUGACACCUAUCACUUACGCUGAUGAUAUUUAGUUAGAUAUCUCUUUUAAGCCCCACCAACUGAGUAGUCCUUCCACCAUGGUCCAAUGUUAACCCAGAUCAGUGAAUGGUCCUCUGUCAAGUUUAUUUUCUAAAAUGCAAACAAGACAGUGAUUCUGAUAAUACCUCCUUCUGAAUUACACUGUAAUAUCAAUAAAUCUGUUAUUUCUUUCUGCUUGGAAAAGGAGGCUAUUAUUUCCUCUCAGGUCGCUAUUUUCUCCCUUUUAAAAAUAAGAUAAUUUGAAAAACUGCCUUUUGUAUUUACGAUAUCCUUGUUUGUUAUUAAAGUUUGUAUGACUUAAAAUAUUCAAGUGACAAAAAAAACAAAAACAAAAAAAAAACCUUUUUGCAUGCUCUGUAAGUUUUUAACCAAACAGGUUUUGAUCACAGGCUCAGAAGCUGCUGAUUGUCCCUCAUACAAAGUUAAGAACUAAGGUGGACGAGUCCUUUCAGUCAGUGUAUCCAGAACUGUGGGAUCAUCUGCCUCAAACAUUUCCUUGUGAAGUGGAAACCAGUUGAACCCUGUUUUUUACUCUGGCUUGCAUUUAAUGAUCUUCCUGUGUUAAACUUUUUACUCUGUUUUACAUUGUUUGUAAUUAGAUUUUAUCUGUGCUGUAGAGCAUUUUGUGGGAGUGGGGCUUUAUGAAUAAACUUUACUUGCAAGAUUGUAAGAUUGCAAGUAAAAUACAUUGUAACCCCAAAUAAAAUGUAGCUGAAAAUAGGGGAUUAGCUGAAGGAUACUGCAUCUCUUAGGCCCCAUAUAUUUCUUAUAAGAAGCAGCCUUCAUAUACUGGUCAAAAUAAAACCUCAGAAACAAUUAAGAACGAUUCAUAAGGACCUCUUUAAAAGAUUGAAAGAAAGGCUGGUUCAUUGGUAACUAUUUAGAGUUACACAUUCUCACAGCUCUGUGUGGAGUACUUUACUUUUGUUGAUUGUGUUUACUGUGGUGUAUUUAGUAUGACAUUAAUAACUGUAACAGAAAAAAAGUUGUUUUUGAGGCUCAAGGGUGCCUCUAAAGCAGCAAACGUGUUUGACCGGCUGGUCGCCGAACACUUUUGCAGAUGAAACGGUGCAGUUGCGUACUGGAUGUUCUAAAACCUUUUACUAUCUCUUUGCUGAAGAUUACAAAACAUCAUGUUAUUUCCUCAUUUUGGUUUAGGUGUUUACCAGUAAUGGUUUGCUGAGUCAAACCUACACUGUUUUUCAAUAAGUACAAUUUUCGGCAGAUCACAGAUGCCUGAGAUGUUGUGUCUCAUUGUAGAUGUUAUCAGUGUCUGCAGGUGUUUAUGCAACCAGGCUGCUUUGCAGACAGUUUUUCUCAAAUAGAUUGACUUCCUCUUAAACUUGUAUUAUUCAAGACUCAGGAUAUUCUUGUGAAUCUUCAUUGUUUUAUAAUCACUGUUUUCAUGGUUGAAAAUGACAUUAAUAAAUCUAUGUUAUAGAAAUAAGAA